This is a messenger RNA of Gadus morhua (Atlantic cod), 2633 nucleotides long. RefSeq names its product conserved oligomeric Golgi complex subunit 1. Lineage: Eukaryota; Metazoa; Chordata; Actinopteri; Gadiformes; Gadidae. Bases 273 to 2246 code for a protein of 657 amino acids. The transcript is spliced from 17 exons. Gene Ontology annotation, cellular component: COG complex; Golgi apparatus. The record is from RefSeq and is a predicted model, not a curated record. Gene Ontology annotation, biological process: intra-Golgi vesicle-mediated transport.
GUGUCUUAACGUCAUCAAGGUCAGCGUUUACCUCCAGAACUGGUCCCACGUGCUGAGCUACGUCAGCAAGGCCGAGUCCACGCCCGAGAUCGCAGAGCAAAGAGGAGAACGAGAUAGUCAAAACCAGGCGGUUCUUGCCAAGUUAAAAUGUGCUGCAGGUCUGGCAGAGCUGGCGUCCCACAAGUACAAGGCCGCGGCCAAGUGCUUCCUCCAGACGUCCUUCGACCACUGCGACUUCCCAGAGCUCUUGUCCCCCAGCAACGUGGCGGUGUAUGGAGGCAUGUGCGCCCUGGCGACGUUCGACCAACAGGAGCUCCAACGCAACGUCAUCUCCAGCAGGUAAAGAUAAAAGGAUAUUGCAGGAGGAGAUAAGCACAGGAAGCGUGUUCAAGUACCUCCCGUCGUCGGUCUCUGAGUUCCAGCCGGUGCUGCGGACGCUGGCGCGCCCCAUCCAGAGGGAGCAGCUCCGCGACACGCUGCAGCAGUGGAUCACCACGUGUAAGGAGGACAUCUGCAGCGGCAUCAGUAGCCUGCUGGUGUAUGUGACCAGCCUGAAGGCCCUGGCGGCCAUCAGGGACGCUAUCUGGGACCUCCUCUCCACUGACUCCAUCAGCCUGCACUGGGGCAGUGUGUGUCAGUGCCUGCUGGAGCGCCCCCUGGAUGUUUGGGAGGACUUCCUGCAGCAUCUCUUCCUCCAGCGCCUGCAGGCCAUCACUAAAGACGAAAUGGACACCAUCUCCGACAGCUCCACCCAGCUCCUCACCUCGGCCCUCCGGGAUCUAGAGAGCCCCGCCCCCCAGGCCGCAGCGCCCCCUAAAGGCCACGGCGGGCGCUUUGAGUCGGACGUCGCCUCCUUCCUGUGGUCCGAGGCCCCGGGGGACCUGCUGAGCGACAGCGCCUGGGUGAGCGUGGCCCAGCGCGACCCGCAGCACCACAGCGGGCUGGCCAUGAAGACGCUGGCGCUCACGCCCUGCGUGCAGAGCUUCUGCACCGCUCUGGACGCCAAGCUCCGGACCCGGCUGGACGACCUGCAGCACUACCUCCCCGUACAGGAACCAGGGUCCUCCUACCCCAGCCCGGCUCUCCAAGGCACCUGGCCGGCCAAGGGCCUCGCCGCAUCAGCCUUCGAUCGCUUCAAAGACGCCGCCGACGUGGAGCAGAGCUUACGGGACUCCUGCUUGGCCUGCGUCCAACAGAUCCUGUCUCACAUCCGGUCCGAGCUGUCCUCCGGCGAGCCCCGCCCCGACCUCGGCACGGUCCUCUUUGUGGCGCGCCUGUGCCAGUCCAUGGGGGACCUGUGCACGAACCUCAGGCGCUGCGUCUUGGGGAGGGAGGGCAGCUCAGAGGCCGCCAGGGAGACCCCCAGAGCGGGGAGGAAGCUGGGCAAGGCCAAGGCUCCGGCCCAGGUGGGGCCCGCCCAGGCCAGGUGGGUCGGCCUGAGGCGGGACCUCGGGGCCUGCAGCAUGGACGCCUACCGCAUCUGGAGCAGCGCCCUGUCCCAGGCACUGGUGGAUCAUUUUGCAACGGCGCUCAAUGCCGACACUCCCGGUGCCAUCCUGAAAACGGCCACGAGCUGGGAGGAGCUAGAGAUCCAGGAGGAGGCGGAGUCGGGCAGCAGCGUCACGUCCAAAAUAAGACUUCCUGUGCAGCCCUCCUGGUUCGUCCAGGCGCUGCUGUUCCAGCUGUGCCUGGAGGUGAACAGAGUCGGCGGCCACGCCUUGCCGAGACCCACCUUGCAUGAGCUGCUGAAGUCCUGCCUGGACCAGGUCCUCCAUCACUACCACAGCAUCACGCAGCAGACCCAGGACAAGGACCACGGCUUCCCCAUGACCCAGACCAGAGCGCUGCAGCUGCUGUUUGACCUGCGGUACCUCUGCACCACGCUGAACCCCCGGCCGGAGGGGGGCCAGGGCGGGGGCUCGUCUCAGGACCCCAGGAUCCAACAGGUCUGCGAUUGGUUGGAGGGCUUCAUAGAUCCCUUUGAUCUUGACGUGUUCACGGCACCACUCAGCGCCCACCUCAACCGCCUGUCCCAGAGGACCUCGGUGCUUUUGGGGUUCUUAACAGACACAGAGAAACAAUUUGUGCAGCGAAACAGCGCUGCGAGCUCCCAGGAGCAGUACAACAUCCUGCCUCUGGCAAGCAGCCAGAUCAGGUUUGGUCUGCUGCCUCUGAGCAUGUCCAACACGAGGCUCACCAAGUCGGGCCGACAGGCCGUCGAUCCAGUGUCACGGUAUUUUGAAUAGCCGGAGACCAAGGCGACGCCCACCAACUCAGCCAUAGAUCACAGCUUCCGCCCGGGCAACCUCUUCAGACAGCUGGCCCACCACGAGGAGGAGCCCGCCGCCCCUUCCUUAUUCAAGCUCAGCUGGCUCUCAGGCAUGGCCAAAUAGGCCUGUCCCCGUGGACAUCGUUACGGACUUUGAAGGAACAAUUUCAAAUAUGUCAUCUAUUUGGUGUAUUCUGUUUUCAACCCUAACCAGUCGACCUUCUCUUUUGUAACAGUUGGUGCGGGAUGAUGAAGUGGUUUAGGUACAUUCUGUCUUCUUCUAUUAAACAUUAUGUUUCUGUAAAAUCUAAUAUCAGCAAAGAUUAUCCUACUAAAUUAAAUCAUUAAAUAUUUUAUUAUGUUA